CGGGAGUGAAGCGUGCCGACCGCCUUGGCAGCAGCUUGGGGAAUUUUGGAGGAAUUCGGAGUGUUGCAGUCUACGGCAGGCCUGGACCAGACCGAACUGGAAAACGCUGGAUCAUGAAUUGGGGACAGGUGAUCCUGGUAGGCCGUCAUCUGAGUUAAACUGUGGAACCGGAUUCCACAGGACUGAACUGGAUUGAACUGUUGCGGGCUGGAGGAGAGAGCGAGGAAGAGAAAGGGAGUCAUGUCGAGCGUGUGGCUGGAGGAAGAUGAGGAGGUGAAGAAGGUGGGGGGAGCACGAGCAGUACUGAGAGCCAAACCACGCUUCUCCUUCAACGAGAUCAAAGUGCUCCUGGAGGAGGUGAAGAGGAACCGAUACAUAAUCCUCAAAAAGUUUAACCAUGGCGUUUCUGCUGAAGCCAAGAAGCAGACGUGGGCGGACAUAACGGAGCAGAUCAACGACCUGGGAGAGAACCACAGAGAGGUGCGUCAGAUUAUGAAGAAGUGGGCGGACCUCAAGUGUGAUGGAAAGCGACGCAUGGCAGCUUUCAGGGGCCCCCAGGGAUCCAACCUAAGGAAGAAGAACCUGGGUCCCGUGGAGAGGAUGGUCCACAAGAUACUAUUGAUGACUCCUGGAGCAGAUUACGACCUGGACGAAGACAUCGGGACUCGACGCCGUAACGUUGUUCCUCCCUCACCCUUCUACCUCAACACAGACACCAACUCCCUCCCGUUACCCGGAGGAGCCUCCUUCGACCUCUCGCCCCUCUCCUCCCCAGAGAAAGAGCUCGGUGGAGAUCCGCUCCACUCCUCUCCUGAGUUUGAGUUUGAAAUGGCUGCAGAUGGAGAGCAAACCAUGGACUAUGACGAUGAAGACACCACGUUCUCCUCUCACCCCGGUACCUUCUGCCCCCCCUCCUCCUCCUCCAAUCCCCUGGAGUCGCUCCCUGACAACCCACUGCUGAGGAGCAAACCGUUCCACACCUACUCCCGCAACAACGCCUCCUCCUACAGCGCUUCCUCUUCCAGACCUCCCCCGCGAACAGCCUCCAUCUCCUCAGGUUUCCCUUCUUCCUCCAACUCAGAGCCUUCCUCCUCAUCCUCUCUGGCUCCUCCACAAUCCCCCACCAACUCCUCCUCCUCUGUCCUGGCCUCCUCGCUGUCUGCUCCCCGCCCCUCUUCACCCCUCAACUCCUACUCCUCCCCUUCUGUUCUUUGUGCUGCCAAUGGUACGACCACUGACCCCGCGGCUGCCUCUUCAUCCCUGCCGCCGCCUCCUUCCUACCCCAGCGCCACCGCUUCUUCCUCCACCGGUCCUCCUUCCUGCUCUGUCUCCUCCUCUUCGCUCCACCCUCCUCCUGUAACAUCCUACUCCCAACCUUCCUCCUCAUCUCUCCUCCCACCGAACCGUCUCUCCUCCUCCUUAGGUUCCAUCCCCUACUCUCUGCCCCCUGGCGCUUCCUCUGUCAGGGCCCAGGAACAUGUGGCCCAGCUGGCCUCCCAAAGCCUCCAGCAGCAGCAGGCCAGCAGGAGGCUUUUGGAAUCGGUGUCUCAGUCCCUGGACAGCCUGGCCCAGUCCGUCCAGCUGCUGGUGGAGAGCCAGCAGGAGUUUGUCCAGGAGUCCCUGAUGCUACAGAAGGAGACAGUGGACAUCUUGAAGGAUUUCUCCAUCACGGCUCUGGCUAUGCUCAGGGAGAAGCCCAACCACGGACACAACGCAGCACCACACCAACCUGGCCCCCAGCUCUGAGAGACGGGACACAUAUGAAGAGAGAGGAUGAGGAAAAGAAGGAGGAAGAUGUUUUUAUUUACAGAGAAGAGAUGGGCUACAUGUCAAGACAUCUCUUCAGCACAAAACCAAGCAUGAGGUGGAGGUUUGCUACCAGACUGGAAGUCCAGCUGGCCGCUCAAAUAGUCAGAGACACUGUUGGAUGUUUGGUUUCAAAGCCGCUGUGGCUGCUGGACACACAGGUAGUUAAUUUGUUUAUUAUGAUGUAUAUGGUGUUGUACAUGUUAAAUUUUACCAGUGCGCACACACACACACAUUGGGGAUGGAAAAUUUUGGUUAGACUCAAAAUCCUACUUCCCCAAUCCCUUAAAUUAACCCUAAGCUGAACCAAAAAACAAAAAAAACAAAAAAAAAUUAAACCUAACCCUUACUCCUCAGCCUAAUUCUAAUGCCUAACUUAAAUACUAGACUUCAGCUUAACCAUAUCCUCAAUUGUAACCCUCGCCAUGAACUAAAAACGCUAGCCUAGAAAUAACCCUUUUCCUAAUGGGGACAUUUUAGGAAGGUGGCUCGGACUUUUACUGUACUUAUGAGGAUAUUGGGUUCCCACAAGAAUAAAAGGCAUAAAAUGCACACACACACACGCACACGUCCAUGUUUGUCUCACACACGUCGGCAGAGUUCACUGGAAUUCUCUGAUUUCCUGAGUGAGCGAGAGAGAGAGAGACGGGAGGUUCUCAAGUGACCAGAAGAGAGAGAGACAGACAGACCAAGGCUGGACGGACGUUGUUAUUGGUGAACACAACGUAGAGAUGCUAAAAGCCACCAACCAAAUGCUUGUCAGUUUUACUUAAAGCUGAAUUUAUCCAGGGAGGAUGGGCCGAAAACCAGACUUUCCUUCUGCACCAAUGCCGCUUCACAUCUAUUCAUUUACACACGUCUGCAUCCUGGAGCUGCUCAGUUCAACUGCAGUAUUCUAACGCCGGAUAUUUAAGUUGUUUGGGGUAAAGUGCCUUGCUGAGGGGCACUUUUAACAGCAGUCAUUAAGGGAGGAUCAAGUUUUCCUCGUUCAUUCACCUCCCCCGUCUAGACUUCCAGUAGGUGUCGGGCUGCUGGUUUGUGAAUUGUGGAGUACAUUCAUUCAUUCAUUCAUCUUCAGCCGCUUCUCCGGGGUCAGGUACAGCGGCAGCAAGCCAAGCAGGGCACUCCAGACGUCCCUCUCUCCAGCAAUGCCCCCCAGCUCCUCCCGGGGGAUCCCAAGGCGCUCCCAGGCCAGACCAGACAUGUAGUCCCUCCAGCAAGUUCUGGGUCUACCUCGGGGUCUCCGCCCAGUUGGCUGCGCCUGGUAAACCUCCAAAGGAAGGUGCACAGGAGGCAUCCUAAUCAGAUGCCCGAACCACUUCAACUGGCUCCUUUCGAUGGGAAGGAGCAGUGGCUCUACUCCGAGCUCCCUCCGGAUGUCCGAGCUCCUCACCCUAUCUCUAAGGCUGAGCCCAUACACCCUACGGCGGAAACUCAUUUCAGCUGCUUGUAUCCACGAUCUCACCCUUUUGGUCACUACCCAAAGCUCAUGACCAUGGGUGAGGGUUGGAACGAAGAUUGACUGGUAAAUUUAGAGCUUUGCCUUCUGGCUCAGCUCCCUCUUCACCACAACGGUCCAGUACAACGUCCGCAUUACUGCUGAUGCUGCACCAAUCCACCUGUCAAUCUCCCGCUCCAUCCUACCCUCAGUCAUGAACAAGAACCCGAGAUACUUGAACUCCUUCACUUGAGGCAACAACUCCUCCCCAACUCGGAGGGAGCAAUCCACCAUUUUCCGGUAGAGAACCAUGGCCUCAGACUUUGAGGUGCUGACUCUCAUCCCGGCCAUUUCACGCUCAGCUGCAAAAAUCUUGCUUCUGGAGUACAUUGACUGCUUAUCAGGUUAGAGAGCCCUCAUAGGCUGAUGAUAAAUGCUGUACUUGGCGGGCAAAUUCAGAGCCUCAAGCACUAAACCAGGACGUUUAUUUUAGUCUGCGGCCCGGACGAAGUGGCCAAACCCACGGUUUGGAAAACGCUUUUAAAAAUGUGGAUAAAUGAAUGAAUGUCAAUGAAAGAGGAAAUGAAAGACCGAUCCUGUUUGGUGGUCAGAAAGAGACUACCUUUACUUUUAGAAAGAUUAGCUUCAUUUAAAAAACUCAUAAAGAUUGAUUUUUACUGUCAUGUCAUGUGUAGUUUGAGAGAUAAGAGCGUGUUGUUUCUUUUUGUUUUUGUUGGGGUUUUUUGCGAUCUACUUUUCUUACUGAUAAGGGCUGAUGGGGGAUCAUGAGGACAUCGAAUAUGAAAAGAUUGGCCCCAGGGCUCCGUUCACUUCACUUUCUGUUCAGCCAUUAACAAAGUUUACUUUACACAAAGUUACGCGCUGAACAACCCUGUAGUGAAUGUUUAGCAAUGAUCGCUUGUGUUGACCUUUUUAAACUGUACGACUAAAUGGCUUGAAAGUAUUGUGAUGAAAAUACCACAAGGUAAACAUUUCUUUAUUCCAAAUUCCUGUCUUACUGAGCCCGGAAGUGCUUCUGUGUGGCGCUGAACGGCUCAAGACGAAGGGUUUUAGAGAGUCAGGGAAGAUGAUAGUGAUUUUUAAGGUGGAUUGAGACUUGGUGCAGACUUUAACAGAGGGCGAAUGGAGUUUGUUAAUCGGCUAACCAACCUAAUCAUGUUCCAGUUGGUCUGAAUGACCCAGAAACAAUUUCCUUGUCCAGUGCGAGGGUCUACGGACAGGGUCUUAUGUUGCUGUAAAGCCCACUGAGGCACAUUUGUGAUUUGUGGUAAUGGGCUAUACAAAUAGAAUUGACUUGACUUAUUGGCGGGACUGCCACAGCGGGGCCAGCCCCACACAUGUCGUCCCUGACUGAGUGAUGGAGCGUCCCCAUUGGUCGGCCGGCCGAGUUGGAGCUUCCUUAUUGGCCGUUGCCCUUUCAAACAAGAUCGGCAUGAAGGUUUCUAUGACGUCAUCAGCUGUUCACAGAACCAACGUCAAAACAGCCGCUUUCUAAACUUAGUGGCGGUCCAGCCAUAUGCUAGGUUUGAACCUAGUCUUGUUUUGUUUUUAGUCAUUUUCUUUUUAGAAAGGCACCAAUCAGAUUUUCAGAAAAGAUCAACAUGCUUGAGGAAGAAAAAAAGCUAGCUAGAAGUGUUUUUGAAAAAAAAAUAGAUGGGGGAAAUUAAUUUGUAAAUGUUUGUCUGGGAACUUUAACAACCACUGCAGCAGGUAACCAUUCAUUGCACCUUCCAAAUGAAUAGUGAGGUUUUACAGGUCAGUUGGGUUCAGUUUCCUGUCUUGGAAAUAACGGACAAUAUAUUUUACUUAAAUCCUGUAGGUUUUGUUCCACCACAGAGCCCCGCUCCAUAUCCCAACACUCUUCCUUUUUGUACUAUUCCUAAAGAGGUUGUAAAGGUGCUUUCACAUUGCUUUUAAACCCGAGCUAAGAAAUUUGUUGACACUACCAUAUUGCAAAAUGGACUUUUGGGGUUUAGUCCCAGAAAAUCGGUAAAAUCAAACAGGAUGUCAGGAGUUUUUGAUUAUUUUUUUAACAUGUAUAUAUAUAUAUAUACUUUAAUGAUCCCCAUAGGGAAAUUACGCACUGCAUUCAACCCACCCUAGCUGUGAAGCUACUAGCUACAGCUACACAGCCCACUGUGGGCAUCCGCUGUGCAGCCCCCGGGGACCAACUCCAGUUGGUCUUGCCAUGCCUCGGUCAAGGGCACAGACAGGAGUAUUAACCUUGACAUGCAUGUCUUUUUGAUGGUGGGGGAAAACCCACCGCAGACAAGGGGUGAGCAUGCAAACUCCACCCACCUGGGAUGAACCCCAAGGUUGGACAACCCCGGGCUUCGAACCCAAGAUUUUCUUGCCGUGAGGCGACACCGCUAACCGUGCUCCUGUUGGCUGAUUUUGUUGCCGACUGUUCUCUCACCUCAGUCACCUCGGCAUGAAACCAACAACGGCUAAUGAUAAUUGGCGUAACAAUAAUUUGAGUUGUGGCAAAUUUGAAAUGUCUGACAAACGAAUAAGCUGGUGCGAGGCUUAAACACAGGCGUUAAAUUAAAUGUGAGUAGGGGCGCCCCGGUGGCUCACCUGGUAGAGUAGGCACCACAUAAGCCUGAGUCCUUACAGCGGAGGCCUGGGUUCGAAUCCAGCCCGGCCUCUUUGCUACACGUCAUCCCCUCACUCUCCCCUGCCUUUCCUGUCUCUCUCACCUGUCGCUAUCAAAUGAAGGAAGAAAUGGCAAAUGAAAUUAUAUAUAUAUAUAUAUAUAUAUAUAUAUAUAUAUAUAUAUAUAUGAGUCAACAGACAUCCAAUCCAUUCUAUGAGACAGCAUCUUAAUAGAAAAAAAAUGUUGGCUGAACCGUCAGCAAAUAUAACUUUGUUGAGACCAUCCCUGAACUCAAUUAAAGGCCAAAUAUAAAAAAAUAAUAUAAGUUCAAUACAGGAACCUGUUGUUCCUGUUAUUCAGCCUCCAAUCGAGGAGGUUUUACACCCAGAACAACCCGUGCAUGUGUUGGAACUACCCGGUUGAAUCGAAAACCAGCAGUACUGGUGGUACCUGAGGACCUGAUUGAGAACACUACUUGAGGAGCUUCACAUGACCUCACUGCAUUAUGUGGACUGUCACGUUACCGGUGGUCAAAUUUAAGUCCAGUGUUUUAAGACAAAAAAAUAUGAGCCUGAGAACUAAAUUUGGGGCUAUCAAGCUGAGGUGUCACCACAGAUUAAGCUAGUCCUGCUAACUAGCCCGAGGCCAAACCCUGCAGUGUGGAAGCACCUUCAGAAGGUUUUCAAUUUCAUUUACGCUAUGCAAAUGAGAAGGUGCCUGUGGUCUUCAGACCUGGAAAACCCAAUAUUUGAGACAUUACUUUAAGAAGAAAAUGACAUAAACAAUAGUACACUUGAGGCUUCCUGGUGGAGAUGUUAUCAAAGGUGCUUACACUGGACAUGACAUGCCGUGAGUUUGAGAAUGGAAGUAACGAGCUUUUCUGUCUGUUAUCCUUCCUCUUCUACCAAAUGUAUCUAACCAGUUUCAGUUCCAUUUGUGAAUAAAGAAUAUAUUGCCCCCA
This is a messenger RNA of Lampris incognitus (smalleye Pacific opah), 6822 nucleotides long. RefSeq lists its product as uncharacterized. Bases 241 to 1746 code for a protein of 501 amino acids. Gene Ontology annotation, cellular component: nucleus. The transcript is spliced from 7 exons. The record is from RefSeq and is a predicted model, not a curated record. Lineage: Eukaryota; Metazoa; Chordata; Actinopteri; Lampriformes; Lampridae.